AUGAGCGGCGGCAGGUUUGAUUUCGAUGAUGGAGGCGCCUAUUGCGGGGGCUGGGAGGGGGGCAAAGCCCACGGGCACGGCAUCUGCACCGGCCCCAAGGGCCAGGGCGAGUACUCGGGCUCCUGGAACUACGGCUUCGAGGUGGUGGGCAUAUACACGUGGCCCAGCGGCAACACCUACGAAGGCUACUGGUCCCAAGGCAAGAGGCACGGCCUGGGAAUCGAGACCAAAGGACGGUGGGUUUACAGAGGCGAGUGGACCCAUGGCUUUAAGGGACGGUACGGAGCGAGGCAGAGCAUGAGCAGCGGAGCCAAGUACGAGGGUACGUGGAACAAUGGCCUGCAGGAUGGCUACGGCACCGAGACCUACGCUGAUGGAGGCACGUACCAGGGCCAGUUCACCAGCGGCAUGCGGCACGGCUACGGCGUGCGGCAGAGCGUGCCCUACGGCAUGGCCUCGGUGGUGCGCUCCCCGCUGCGCACAUCGCUGUCCUCCCUGCGCAGCGAGCACAGCAAUGGCACCCUGCCCCAGCAGGACUCGCCCGCCGCCAACCCCGACAGCCUGCCGCUCUCGCCCACCAUCACCCGCGGCGGCUUCGCCCUCAGCCUCUACGCGGACGCGGAGGCCGGCAAGCCCAAGAAAGGGGGGCUCUUCCGCAGGGGGUCCUUGCUGGGCAAGCUGAAGAAGUCCGAGUCGAAGUCAUCCCUGGCCAGCCAGAAGAGCCGCGUCAGCUUCCUCAAGAGCGAGAGUGGGAUCAGCUCGGCUGCCAGCGAUGCCACCUCCACCGUCAGCCUGGGCGAGGGCGCCGAGGGCGAGGAGUACACCCCGUUCGAGUCCGACAUCGACGCCACCACCACGGAGACCUACAUGGGCGAGUGGAAGAACGACAAACGCGCCGGCUUCGGCGUCAGCGAGCGCUCCAGCGGGCUCAAGUACGAGGGGGAAUGGCUGGACAACCUGCGGCACGGCUACGGCUGCACCACGCUGCCCGACGGCAAGAAGGAGGAGGGCAAGUACCGCCACAAUGUCCUGGUCAAGGGCAUGAAGAAGCGUGUGUUACCCCUCAAGAGCGCCAAGAUCCGGCAGAAGGUGGACAGGAGCGUGGAGGGGGCUCAGAGGGCCGCGGCCAUCGCCCGGCAGAAGUCAGAGAUUGCGGCAUCCAGGACGGCUCAUGCCAAAGCCAAGGCUGAAGGGUCUGAGCAGGCAGCUCAGGCAGCCAACAACGAAUCAGGCAUAGCCAGAAUGAUGGCCAGGGAGCUCUCCCCAGACUUCUACCAGCCAGGCCCCGAGUACCAGAAGCGGAAGCUGCUGCAGGAGAUCAUCGAGAACGCGGAGCACGCGGUCAACAUGGAGGAGGAGGCGCCACGGCCCGAGGCUGCCCCGCCGCCCCCCACGCCACCCGAGAGCCCCCAGCUCCACGAGCAGGAGGAGCCGCGGCCCCGCGCCAGCCCGGCCCCCAGCCCCGCCGCCACCCCUCCCGAGGCCAAGCGGGCCAAGGCCGCCCCCGGGCAGGACAGGGCCCUCCGUCCGGGCAGCUGGGCCGAGGCGGGCGGGCGUGCGGGCGGCGGGAGCCCAGCACCCUCAGAGGGCGAGGGCCGCCCGGCCUCGCGGGGCCGUGGCCGUCCCGCCGAGCAGAUGGAGAUUGGGCCGCUGCAGCGCAUGGCGCGCGAGCCCGACGUCGAGCUCUUCAAGGGCUACCACAGCUACGCCGUCCGGACAUCCCCGGUCACCCCCGCCACGGACUAUGAGGAGGAGCAGUUCCCCGAGAAUGAGCCGCCCUCCCCGGAGCCCCGGGGAGAGCCCCAGCGCCGGGGGGGCACCCCUGGCCCGCCACAGGGCCGGGAGGAGAAGCCACCGGUUGUGGCAGAGGCCAAGCCGGAGCCGCCUCGGCCCAAGGAGCCGCAGCAGCGCCCCAGCCCCGAGCGCAGGGCCGGAGGCCGGGCUGAGCCCACGGCUGACAGGAAGACUGAGGCCAGGGUGUCAGGCCGGACGGAGCCCAAGGCAGGGGCCAAGCGCGGCCCGGCCCAGGCGGCAGCGGUGGCGGCACAGAAGGCGGAGGAGUGCGAAGAGGGACCUAACACAAUCGUGAUCUGCAUGGUCAUCUUACUGAACAUUGGUCUGGCCAUCCUGUUUGUACAUUUUUUGACAUGA
Cinclus cinclus is the source of this 2151-nucleotide messenger RNA. RefSeq names its product junctophilin 2 (gene JPH2). NCBI's taxonomy places the organism in Eukaryota, Metazoa, Chordata, Aves, Passeriformes, Cinclidae. The record is from RefSeq and is a predicted model, not a curated record. Bases 1 to 2151 code for a protein of 716 amino acids. Gene Ontology annotation, cellular component: endoplasmic reticulum membrane; junctional membrane complex; sarcoplasmic reticulum. The transcript has 5 exons.